UUUCGGGGCUUCACUCCACAAGCACAACAGGCCUUCGACAAAUGUAGCUUCAAUUUGCUAACGGUUCUCAUGUGCCCACGAUUGACCAGAGAGCAGCUGAGGUGCGCGUGUGACGUUAUGAACCUCUUCUUCAUCUUUGACGAGCAUUCCGAUCGAUCCGAACCGGCCGAUGUAUGGAAUCAAGUCGACAUCGUAAUGGACGCUCUGCGCAAUUCCGAAACACCUUGA
Truncatella angustata is the source of this 228-nucleotide messenger RNA. RefSeq lists its product as uncharacterized. The transcript is spliced from 2 exons. The annotation marks the transcript as partial. The record is from RefSeq and is a predicted model, not a curated record. NCBI's taxonomy places the organism in Eukaryota, Fungi, Ascomycota, Sordariomycetes, Amphisphaeriales, Sporocadaceae.